GAAAAACUGACCUCUAAUGAAACAUCCACAGCUUCCUGAUGUGCCAUUCAUUCCUCUUUUUAAAGUCACUUCCUGUCUGUACUAGUUUGACACUCAGUGACCCCGAGACCUUCCUAUGUAAAGCAGCUGAAUGAAUAAUGUGCUGGUGGAAAUGAUUCAAAGAAUUGUUCCAAGUUCCAGGGAGAAUCCAGGAAUAAAUAAUUUCCUGUUUCAUAUAUUUCCAAGGAUUUUUCAAAUUGCCAGUGAGAUUCCAGGGAUAAAUUUUCGGUUCAGUUUAUUUCCAAGGAGUUUUCAAGCUGCCAGUGGGAAUCCAGUUCAAGAAGAGCUGCUGAUGGGAAGAAGUCAGUCGAAUGCACAAAAUUCUAAUGAGAAUCCAGACGAAGAAGAGCUGUUGAUGGGAAGAAGUCAGCUGACUCUUCAAAAUUCUAGUGUGAAUGCAGGCAUAAAUGAUGUGUUAAUGCAAUUUCCUGAAAGGAAUGACCCAAGUUCCAAUGCGAAUCCAGGCAUAAAUGUUGUGGUAAUACAAUUUCCACAAAGGAAUGACCCAAGUUCCAAUGUGAAUCCAGGCAUAAAUGUUGUGGUAAUACAAUUUCCUCAAAGGAAUGACCCAAGUUCCAAUGCGAAUUCAGGCAUAAAUGAUGUGUUAAUGCAAUUAUGUCAAAGGAAUGACCCAAGUUCCAAUGCGAAUCCAGGUAUGAAUUAUGAAUAUUUCACAAUAAAAUGGUCUAGGAGAAAAUUGAGAUAAAAUUUAAUGCCAUUUGUAGGAAUUCUGUGUCAAUACUCUCCCUAGAUCACUAAAAAAAUCUGGUUCAGGACAGAGAGAAGAUGUCUCACAAAGUAUGGAAAUAUGUCAGUUUCACCAGAUAAUGGCCAGAAAUUAGAUUCACUAUGAAAAUUAUACUUAUGAAAAUGAGAGUGUUGAUUGAAAUAUGUACAUUAGAGUAUGUGCUAUUCGAGGAAUCUUGAAAUUCAGUGUUGACAGUUUAAAAUGAUUAAUCAGAGAUUAGAGGAUGUGACAGGAUCUC
Messenger RNA from Rattus norvegicus (Norway rat), 1025 nucleotides. NCBI's taxonomy places the organism in Eukaryota, Metazoa, Chordata, Mammalia, Rodentia, Muridae. The record is from RefSeq and is a predicted model, not a curated record.